CUUAACAAGAAGCGACUUUCCAAAGGUUGUUCUUUUUGCGUGUAUCCUCCCUACUGUCUUUCACCUGCGAGCGCGACCAAAGGGAAAAAAUUGCUCUGCCGCAGCUCAAAGAAAUGAAAUAAGCAAAAGAAAAGGAAAAACCCUACACGCACCCAGCUCAUUCUCAUUCAACUGGGACAAGUUUGAAAUAGUUCUCUACGAAUUACCAACUGGACUGCCCAAAAACCUAAAUCCUUUUUGCGGAUAAGUGGUUUAACAAGUUUGAAAAUCCAAAAUGUUGAAAGGCCGGAAAGCUGGUGGGCGGGGGGAGACCACUGCAGCUCACUACGCAUUUGGAUUUGGGCCUCUCGAGGAUGACAUCAUCAUAAAGCACCGGCUUUUGACCCGAACAACCACAACAAGAGGAGAGCCACCAUUGAAGAAGCUUCAGAAGAAGUUCACUACCUUUGCUGCCGAAGUUGAGAAAGAAGCCGAUAACUAUGGGGAGUGCGAAAGGCUUGCAAAGGCCUUUUUGCAGGAGCUGAACACUUUUGAGAUCCCACUGCUCAAGAGUCGGGCAGUGAUUGAUGCUAACGUUAGGGAGAAGGAGAAUUUCAACGAGCUGAAAGAGGAGAUCAAUCGGCAGAUUUUGCAGGCGCAAGGUGACAUAGAGGAUCUGAAGAAGCAGCUGGAAGAGAGCAAGAUCGAGAGGCAGCAUAAAGAGGAGUGUGAGGCCAUUAGGAAGAUGAUAGCCGUGCAGCCACCGAGGUCCGAAACGCAGAAGAUCAUAAACGAGCUUGAGAGGGAGAUUGCCAUGCUGGAGGCAGAAAAUACGGCCAGCUCGAGGACACUCGACCUCCGCAAAAAGCAAUUUACGCUUUUGUUGCAUGUGGUGGAUGAACUACAAAACACCAUUGAGGAGGAACAGCAGAGUUUGAUGGAGGAAAUGAGGACAGCAAUUGACGAGGAAAAGACGGGUUUAGAGGAUGCUAGUGGGGCCCCUGAUGCUAUGGCUGUUGAUUAGAUUGGCAUUCUGCAUCUUUGUCAGAUCACAAGAAGAAAAAUGUGUUUUGUUUGAUUACUAUUAUCAUCUGGCUUGUAAAAGAUGAGUUAAACGUUACAAGAUGAGUUAAACGUUCCGGCUGCCGCAAUAUUUUGUACUUCUGUAGUGCAUUUUAUUUUAGGUAGCUAGCUCUCAAGAGUCGAGACUCAGAAAUUUAACAGGAUGCAGCACUCUAGUAAUAUAUAAUUUUCCGGGACAACUUUAGUUAAACCACACAAUUUCAGUAUUUCACGUACGUGCCAGUUUUUCAAAUACUCGGGCACUCUAGCCACGAUCUUUCACCAGUGUUUUUAUGGGAGACAUUUGACCAGUGCCCUCAAAGGACACUGCACAAAGAGAACUGAGUUUUCUCUCGUGAAAAUUCUAACAGUCUAGAAAAAUUUUGGGUACUUGGUGA
Molecule: messenger RNA, 1439 nt
Organism: Striga asiatica
Lineage: Eukaryota; Viridiplantae; Streptophyta; Magnoliopsida; Lamiales; Orobanchaceae
Source: the annotation of a GenBank genome assembly